Molecule: messenger RNA, 4581 nt
Organism: Ostrea edulis (European flat oyster)
Lineage: Eukaryota; Metazoa; Mollusca; Bivalvia; Ostreida; Ostreidae
Exons: 2
Coding region: 12-4019 (1335 amino acids)
Biological process (GO): secondary metabolite biosynthetic process; fatty acid biosynthetic process
Molecular function (GO): fatty acid synthase activity
Source: RefSeq, a predicted model, not a curated record
AAAAUGUCCAAAUGAUCACAAAGGUUUCUAACGUUGACGUGAUGGGCUCUGAAUUAUGGAGAAUGGCUCGUUCUUUCCUCAAAGAAAAAACGUCUGCGAACAUUACAAUGUGUGACGUACAAGGACAGUUUGCACAGUUACGACAUAAUCUCUGUAGAAUGAUAUCUUUUCUCGAGAAUGGCGUCGGACACGAAUCUCCGAAAGAGUUUGUUAUUUCGGAUGGAAAGGUUUUCACCAAUACGUUUGAUAGAAUUCCUGUAGGUGAGUUUGAGAUGUCAUUUAGGAGAGAGAAAAUGACCGAGAGAAAAAAAGUUGCUAUACGAUCUUCGAACAAUCGCAACAUGCUUCCAUUUUAUGCAGUACCAGCGUUAUCACAAUCACCGUACACAAAACAAGAUUACAAUAUUUCCAUCAAAGAAGUUCUCUUAUGCUCACAAAAACUGCUAUUUCAUCCCUACGAUAUUACCCCAAUAAGGCAACACUGGGAACCUGAAAAUGAUGCUGGGCAUGAGGUUUUAUGCUGUGAAUUUUCGGGACUAUUCGAAAGGGGUGAGAAACAAAUUGAGGUUAUCGGUUGUUGUUUGAAAAGUAUCAUGUCAAAUGUUCAAGUAAAAAGAGCAUGCGUCUGCUUGAAAUCAGUCGUAAAAAAUUACGAAAUCGGAAUGUUUUAUACCAUGACUGUUGCCAUGAGCUUUGCAGACCUGAUUGAAAGAAAAUCUUCAGUUUUUGUGAUAUACGAUGAGAAUUACAAAAAUAUAUCCGAACAACUUUGCCAUUUGCUUCAUCAAAAGUUAUGUACCACAUACAGUGCUGAAUUUGACUCAUCAAAAGACAUUCAGCAUCCAACUGCAACAGCUUUGAUAAUAUUAUCAAAACACAUUAUCUGUUCAUUGGAUGUUAUCAAUCGCUGCUUUCCCAUGUUAAAACAUUUGCUGAGUGUUCGCGGAUUACUUUCAUUCUCAGUCUAUGCGGCGCAUCCUACCAGAGACAAAACUAUAGAAACGUCUUUCAUUGAUCUUUAUGAGAUCUUUAAAGAAACAUCGAUGCAGACCACCUUUUUUCAUGUAAAAAGAUGCCUAGCCAAAGCCAAAUACCAAUGUAAAAUUGACAAUCAGGAUUGUGUAUUGAAUUUUGCUGCAGUUAAACCUACAGUUCCUUUGAAGGUACCUAAACAAAUGCUGAUUAGACAUGAUUCUGCAUAUGUUGUUAUCGGGGGACUUUCAGGCUUAGGAUGGGAGAUAAUGAAAUUCCUGGCAAGUCAAAAAGCCAAAAUUGUGAUCAGUAUGUCAAGGCGAUCGCCAUCGCCGACAGUAAAAUAUCGGCUUGAAAAUCUACAGCUUCUUCGAAAUACUGAAGUUUGGCACGUGAAUGCAGACAUUACGGACCGAAAAAAUCUUGAGAAUGCUUUCUUUGAUCUUGAGCACAGGCUAGCAGAAACUCCACUCCGUGGAAUAUUUCAUGGUGCAGGAGUCCUACAUGACGCUCCAGUUGAAAAACUUACUCUGGAUAUGUUUGAUAAACCACUCAUGCCUAAAAUCGUUGGUACCUUGAAUCUGCAUCAUGUAACAAAGCAUUUGGAACUUGAUUAUUUUCUUUUACAUUCAAGUGUGGUUUCGCUACUUGGAAAUGGUUCCCAAACCAAUUAUGCAGCUGGAAACUCAUUCAUGGAUGCUUUUGCCCAUUAUCGACGUUCUAUUGGACACCCUGCCCAAGUAAUUAACUGGGGACUGCUAAACGUUGGCAUGGGAGCUGAUCAAAAUAUCCAGUCUAUAAUGGGAGCUGAUCAAAAUAUUCAGUCUAUAAAUGCAUUGAAUGGACUAUUUCCAAUCAGCACAGCUCAGAUCACGUCAUCAUUAAUGCAUGCAUUGCUGAUGAACAGAACACAACUGAUGGUGGCGGAUAUCGAUGUUUCUAUCGGAGGCAUAAAAUUUGAGGACUUGCAGUCUCCUCGGGUAAGCAGUAAAUUGCAAGAAAACCACAAUGUGGUGAAUUUACUCCAAAGAGAAUCUCAAUCUAGAGAAGAUUUACUGGAUAUAUGGAUUCGUUUUGUCAAAAUGUCGUCAGCUUCUGUUCUUUCUGUUGAAAGUGAUGAAAUAAAAGAGUCAUCUAUUUUACUUGAUUAUGGACUAAAUUCACAAAAAGCAAUAGAGCUUGUCAAUUAUCUGUUUUCACACAGUCAAAUCCGUCUUCCUGUUGUAUAUCUAAUAACAGGUAAAAAUACAGUGAAAGCAAUUGCAGAAUAUUUCCUGAAUAAGGCAAUCCAAACUAACGAUACAUCAAAUGAGGAAUAUGUGUCAUUUAGUCCUUCGUAUUUGGAACAACAUUACUUUGAUCUAUUAGAAGAAAAUGAAAAUAAUCCACAUUUAGCAAUCAUGGUUGAUUUAACAAUUAGUGGAAGCCUAAAUGACAAGGAGAGUUGGAAGAUCGCAGCUCUAAACUUGAUAAUGAUGAAUCCAGAAUUAAGAACUGUUUUCAAAUCAACGGAACAUGGACAGAAACGAGGUAACAGAAUGCGACUUGUACUGGACAUAGAGGACAUCAAUCUUCAAUUUGAAAAUGUGAAUACUGAAGAGGAUUUAGAAAAAACUUCAGAAAAAUUAAGGAAGUUUAAUCCUAAUGAAGACAUUCCAGUAAGAUUUGUGUAUUGGCAGUCUACACAUUUUGGUUGUCUUCGAUUGAUUUUCAAUCACUGUGCAUUUGAUAAUGGGAGUGUUUCUAUCCUUGCAAAAGAUUUAGAAAUGAUAAUGAAAUAUACCAUCGCAAAGCACACAAUCCCAGAUUCAAUGGUACGACGUGCAGUCGACCCAGCUUUAAUUAUGGAACAAAACUUAGCUGGUGAAAUGGAAAACCUCCAGUCUUACUGGAAAACAGAGUUGCUAACAUGCAACGAGAAGCAUAGUUUUACUUCACUGUCCAGACCUGACACAAAUUGCGAUUUGGAAAAAGACCUGGUACUGUCAAAAAACUGCGAUGAAAAAUUGGUCAUGAAAUUAGAGGAGUAUGCCAAAGAAAGAAAAGUUUCUCUAUUUUCCUUGUUUUGCACAGCCUACCAGCUUACUCUUAACGCCUUUUUAAUGAAUAAAAGAGUAUGUGUUAUUAACGCAACGGAUAUGAGAAUGCAUUUUCCAGAAUUAUUAGAGAGAGCAGUUUUAUGUGUGAAUUAUAUUCCAUUAGUAUCACCUGAAUUGUCGGCAAACCGAUCUAUUCAUGAUAUUGCCCAAGAUAAUUCUGAAAGAAUAGCUGUCAGUUUAUCAAAAAGCAAUUUACCAUUCAAACUUAUGAAAGGAAUGUCAGAGUUUAAGAAAAGCGUUCACUCAGUGCACAUGAUUAAUCUUGAGGACCUAACACUAUGGAAUAGAUUUGAUACUACCAGUGUUGAAAUGACCAAGUUCAAAGCGGAACAAGACACAACUUUCGAGACAUGUUUGAGCAUAAUCAUCCACUCCGAAAGGAAUAUUGAACUCAAACUCCAGGUUUCCACAGAAAACGUUGGGAAAUAUAAUGGCGAGAGUAUUCUUGAAAACAUAGAAAGAUUAAUUUACAUGAUGCCAUUCAAAUCAGUGUUACAUAUGCAUGACAUAACCUCAACAUCUGGUAUAGAGCAAGAAAUCGGAAAUUUGUCCUCAGGUUUGAUCUCUCUCUCUCUCUCUCUCUCUCUCUCUCUCUCUCUCUCUCUUCCUGAAAACAUACUCAUAAUAAAGAAAAAUGUUCCACUUUUAGCAUCAUUUACCUUCCUCAAUGGAAAAGGAGACAGAAAGUUCAAAACGGUACACAUAUUGCACAGCCCAACUUUUACUCUGGAGUGGGGUCGAAAAAGAAAAAUCCAAAUCCCUGUGAUAAAUAUUCAACGGAUACAAGGUUUUCAGUUUGAAGACUUAUACGGUAUUUCUUUGACAUUACCGCAGUCAGACGUCAAGCUAGCGCUGAAAAAUCGAAGAGCACGAGAUGCUUGGAUUGCAGUGCUGGAAAAAAACCUGUCUGAAUUGAAUUUUGGAACAUCUGCUGUCACACGUCUCUAAAAUGAAAUGACUUGUUGACAUGUAAGAGUAAAGAUUUCCUAGUGUUUUAACAUUUUCACAAAACAUUCUGCUGUCAUAAGGCUCCCUGGAGUACAUUAUUAGGGUUGUGAUGGGAUACACAGAGGAGUUCCAUUGCGUAUAAAUGUGAAAAUCUAAGAAAUAACCAAAUCCUGACUUUGCUUUUGACAGUGCUUAUAUUUCGCCAUUUUCAACAAAAUGUGUUUUGUUACUAUUUUACCGAUUACUUUGUAAUACAAAAAGAUACUUAAUGGUUUCUUUUGAACCAGCAAAAUGAAUAUAUCUUAUAGAACACGCACAUACACUAAUGCAAUCUUUUAUUUUGUUGUACAAUUGAAUUAACAACUAUUGAAUUAUCUGUAUUAUACUGCAAAUUGCAUUUCAAUCGCAAUUUUUGUUGUUGUAAAUUCUUGACAUUGUAACUAUAUUGUCUAAUUUUAUAUAUCGUACAAUGUCUAUUGAAAACCUCUUCUGAUGUAUUUGUAAUCAGAUACAGUAAACAUUUCAUGAAUAACUGAAAUAAAAUAAUAAUUUUCUUUUCGAA